Molecule: messenger RNA, 3462 nt
Organism: Sphaerulina musiva SO2202
Lineage: Eukaryota; Fungi; Ascomycota; Dothideomycetes; Mycosphaerellales; Mycosphaerellaceae
Product: peroxisomal targeting signal receptor
Exons: 4
Coding region: 230-2197 (655 amino acids)
Biological process (GO): protein import into peroxisome matrix, docking
Cellular component (GO): cytosol; peroxisomal membrane
Molecular function (GO): protein binding
Source: RefSeq, a predicted model, not a curated record
UCUCAUAGCAGACGACACACAAUCACACGAGCCGGCACUUCCAUUUUCCUCCUCUAUACUCGUCUUCGCUCUAUUCGGGACACUGCCUGAAGAAGUGCGCCGCCGUGUCCGCUGCCUUUUGUAGCAAAUCGAUUCUCUGUCCCCGCCUUAUCCCCGCCAUCUACUGUACACGGGCACCCACCCACAGGAGCAAACACCACGACAAGUGCAUUUUCAUCUUCACCAGACCAUGUCGUUCCUAGGCGGGCCGGAGUGCAGCGCGGGCGCCAACCCGCUCGCCCAAUUCCAGAAGCAGACGGCGGCCGACACAUCGCUGCAGCGUGACCGUCUCACGUCACGCAACCCACAGCAGCAGCACAAUGGCUUUCGCAGCGGCCAGCAGCUCCCUGAAGAUGCCGCCUUCCAGGACUUUGCUCAACAAGGUCCACAUAUGGGCGAGAUGCUGCCCAACGAGGCUUUUCACAUGGAACAGCUUCGACGAGAGGCAGAGCAUCUGGAGCGAGUAGGCGGUGGUGGCGGUGGCGGCGGUGCGAACUGGGCCGGCGAGUUUGCGCAGAAGGGGCCAGCCUUUAGCACGGAAGAGUUCGCGCAGCAACGAGGUGGAGCUUUCAGCCCGCAAGACUUCGCCCAAUUCCGCCAGAGCCAGCUGUCGCCUUCUGCAAGGACGGCAAGUCCCAAUAACAUGUCGUAUCAAUCAGCCUACAGACCGCCGCAGAUGGGAAUAUACGGAGGCGGCAUGCAACGGCCUAUGAUGUACCAGCAGUCGCCCAUGAUGUAUCAACAAUCGCAGCAGCAGCCACAGCAGUACGAGGGGAAGGGAAAAGGAAGGGUGCAGGAGCUGAGUGACACCGACUGGGAAAAGCAGUUCGAGGAACUGUCUACAGCAGACAAAGAUGCGGAUCUAGACCAGCUGGAUCGGGAGGCGAACGAAGCCAUGGAGAGAGAGCUCAACCAAGCGGACAGGUCGGAAACGGGCUGGGGCGAUUUUGAGAGCAUCAUGAAUGGCGCGAGAGCUGAGGCUAACUCCCACAGGAACAUGCUCGCCGACGAGGAGCUCGGAAACCACUUCGGCGAUGCGUACGAUGAAUGGAAGGACUUUGAUGGCAUGAACCACAAUUUCGACUCGUACCGUGACUUUGGCGACUUUAGCACAGGACCCCCGACCGGAACCUACAUGUUCGAAGAGAAUAACCUGUUCCAAGAUGUGCCCAAUGCUUUCGAAGAGGGUAUGAAGAUCAUGCGCGAAGGCGGCAACUUGAGCAUCGCCGCUUUGGCUUUUGAGGCUGCUGUGCAAAAGGAUAAUGAGUUCGCGGAAGCGUGGGUGGCCCUCGGUCAAGCGCAAGCACAGAACGAGAAAGAGUCGCCCGCGAUCCGGGCAUUGGAGCAAGCAAUUAAGCUGGACCCGAGUAACGCGGAGGCCCUAAUGGGCCUUGCAGUAUCAUACACAAACGAAGGGUACGAUACGCUCGCGUACAGAACACUGGAACGAUGGGUGGCAGCAAAAUAUCCUCAGCUUGGUGUCACGCCCCGAGGGGUAGACGUGGAAGAAGAAAUGGGGUUCACCGAUCGUCACCAACUUCAUGAAAAGGUCACUAACUACUUCCUGGAAGCGGCACAACUCAAUCCGGAAGGUGGAGAUGUGGACGUCGACGUUCAAGUCGGACUUGGCGUAUUAUUCUACGGCAGCGAAGACUACGACAAAGCUGUAGACUGUUUCACGGCUGCACUGAACAGCCACGAGCACGGCUCAAUGAAGCGAGAAGGAGAAGAACACCUUUUGUGGAACCGAUUGGGCGCUACGCUUGCAAACAGCAACCGAUCGGAAGAGGCUAUUGAAGCGUACUCACGUGCUCUAGAACUGCGCCCUAAUUUCGUGCGAGCACGUUACAAUCUUGGAGUCUCAUGCAUCAAUCUGGGAGUGCUAGAAGAAGCUGCUGGCCACUUGCUGGGCGCUCUGUCCAUGCAUAAAGUGCUGGAACAAGAAGGUCGAGCGAAAGCUGCAGAGCUCAUGAAAGACGGACAUGGCAACGAUGUGGAUGAACAUGCCGUCGAUCAGGUUCUGCAACAGAAUCAAAGCACGAAUCUCUACGACACAUUACGGCGAGUCUUUACUCAGAUGAAUCGUAGAGACCUGGCAUCUAUGGUUGGUCCGGAUAUGAAUCUUGAUCAGCUGAGAGGCGAAGGAUUUGAUUUCUAGGUGCCGCCGGUGCUCUGCUCGGUGUAAAGAGAAUGAGUAUAUGUAGCAUCUUGCCAUACUGUGUACAAAAGAAAUUACACUUAUGUCACAAACCUUCGAUGUGAGGCGUAUAUGCAUAAACGUACGUCCACAAAUCUUUUCAUUCGUACAUACUGCAAUUAACAUGGUACUCCGGGCUGCAUCUCAAGCACCCCCGGACAGAAUCAAGAUCUGCCUUUCUACUUUUUUUUCUUUCACAAGCCGUAACGCCACGCUCGAACGCGAAGAAGGAGGACAAAGGCAGUAAGGUACCUUGGUCUGACUAAACGGAAUUCAUGCCAGGACAUCUUUUGGAUCGAUUCAAAGGUGUCUCACGCUUCGACUCUCGGCCGCUUCUUCUCUGUUGUGGUUAAAGGCACACCGCCAUUCUCGUCGUCGCUCAUGGCGACGUCUCCAUCGUCGUCGUCGGGGACGUCUCUGCUGCGCUUGAGACCCUUCAUUUUCCUCGUUUGCAGCUGGCUGAGAUCUUGGCGACCAGUGUGAAUGCGUCCGAUCUUGUCUCCAAUCAUGUCGGUCUCGAUGUUUUUCUUGGGCUUGGCCUCUGUAGUCUUUGCCUUCUUCAUAGCUUCUUUCCACAUGUCCGGAUCGGCAUCCUGUCUCCUGCCCACUCUGAAGUCGACCCUGGGACCCAUCUCUUCUACUGCAAUUCUGGGCAGACUCGAGUUUUGCCCCUUCUUCGAGCUUAUCAGGUACGACCGCAUGUGGAUCUGUGGUUUCACAUCUUCUUGUUCUUCCUCAUCCACACUAAAGUGAAUCAUGUAUUUCAAGCCUUCCACAUCCACCUUGUCCGUGUUCGGGCCCUUGAAAAGAUCGAGCAAGAGCGACUUCGCAAGCGUAUAGUCAUUCUGAAUCGGCGAUUCGAAGGCGCUGCCGGAGAAGGAGAGGAGUGGCUUCAGUCCCACUGCGGCUUUGGCGUUCUUAAAUUGCGACAAACUGCGAAAGGUGUCCGGAUCGAUGAGCAGCUCGAGCAUGUCCAGCAGCUUGUAACCGAACAUGCGCAUCAGGGUUAGGCAAUGGGGGCGUUUCUUGCUGUGCGAUCCAUAGACCAUCAAGCUCGUGUCGUUCUUGUCGGCCCAGAACUCGAAACUGGUGGCAUCUUCGAAGGGGUGUUUGUCGUUCUUUUUGGUGAAUUUGACGGUAAGCGGCUCCUUGAGGCGGUUGAGGUCCUUGAGCACGAGUUGCACGAUUUCGGAGCAGGACGUGUAGCGGAGGAACAGUGUCGUCUU